Gavialis gangeticus (Gharial) is the source of this 7213-nucleotide messenger RNA. It is a transcript of the gene PREX1, whose product is annotated as phosphatidylinositol-3,4,5-trisphosphate dependent Rac exchange factor 1. Gene Ontology annotation, molecular function: guanyl-nucleotide exchange factor activity; protein binding. The coding region runs from base 1 to 4947 and encodes 1648 amino acids. The record is from RefSeq and is a predicted model, not a curated record. Gene Ontology annotation, biological process: intracellular signal transduction. NCBI's taxonomy places the organism in Eukaryota, Metazoa, Chordata, Crocodylia, Gavialidae. The transcript has 41 exons.
AUGUAUGGUGUGUGCCCAGUUGUGGACCAACAAUGGGUGAAUUGUGCUCAAGCUCUUCUAUCUGAGAAGGCGGAGGGAGAGGCUUUCAGUGAUCAGGAGGCUGGGGGCUUGGUUCACGGCUCCUGCAAGGCAUUUCUGCACAGAAUCAGACAGAAUGCUGUGGAUAAAGCCGAGAAACACAUAACAGAGGAGAAUGUCAAGAUCUUGUUUUCCAACAUUGAAGACAUUCUUGACGUGCACAAGGAGUUCCUUACUGCCUUGGAAUUUUGUUUACAACCAGAACCUCAAUCUCAGCAUGAAUUGGGAAAUGUUUUCUUAAAAUUCAAAGACAAGUUCUGCGUGUACGAGGAGUAUUGCAGCAACCACGAGAAGGCUCUCAGGCUCCUCAUGGAAUUGAACAAGAUUCCCCCAGUGAGAGCAUUCCUCUUGAGCUGCAUGCUCUUGGGAGGCAGAAAGACAACUGACAUUCCACUGGAGGGUUAUCUGCUGACUCCAAUUCAGAGGAUUUGCAAAUAUCCACUUCUCCUCAAGGAACUAGCUAAGAGGACGCCCUCCAAGCAUCCUGAUCACCACGCGGUCCAGAAUGCAUUGCAGGCAAUGAAGACUGUCUGCACAAAUAUCAAUGAGACUAAGAGGCAGAUGGAGAAGCUAGAAGCCCUUGAGCAGCUGCAGUCCCACAUUGAAGGAUGGGAGGGGUCCAAUCUGACAGACAUCUGCACACAGCUCCUACUCCAAGGGACUUUGUUAAAAAUCUCAGCUGGAAAUAUCCAAGAGAGAACAUUUUUCCUGUUUGAUAACCUCCUGGUCUACUGCAAGCGGAAAUCCAGAGUUGCUGGGAAAAAGGCUUCUAAACGGACCAAGUCAAUCAAUGGAUCCCUCUAUAUCUUCAGGGGCCGAAUAAACACAGAAGUCAUGGAGGUGGAGAAUGUGGAAGAUGGGACAGCAGAUUACCACAGCAACGGGUACACAGUGACAAAUGGCUGGAAGAUACACAACACAGCCAAAAACAAAUGGUUUGUCUGUAUGGCCAAGACUGCAGAAGACAAACAGAAAUGGCUGGAUGCUAUAAUCAAGGAAAGGGAACAGAGAGAGAGUCUGAAACUGGGAAUGGAGAGGGAUGCGUACGUCAUGAUUGCAGAGAAAGGAGAGAAGCUGUAUCACAAGAUGAUGAGCAAGAAAGUGAACCUUAUCAAAGACAGGAGGAGAAAAUUAAGCACUGUUCCCAAGUGCUUUCUUGGCAAUGAGUUUGUAUCCUGGCUAAUGGAGAUUGGGGAGAUAAGCAAACCAGAAGAAGGAGUCAACUUGGGACAAGCACUGUUGGAAAAUGGCAUCAUUCAUCAUGUUUCAGAUAAGCACCAGUUUAAGAACGAGCAGGUGAUGUACAGAUUCCGGUAUGAUGAUGGCACUUACAAGCCGAGAAGUGAAUUGGAAGAUAUCAUGUCCAAGGGUGUGAGGCUCUACUGCCGAUUGCACAGUCUUUACAUUCCAGUGAUAAAAGACCGAGACUACCACUUGAAGACCUACAAGUCAGUAAUCCCUGCCAGUAAACUAGUGGAUUGGCUGAUUGCACAGGGAGACUGUCAGACUCGGGAGGAAGCCGUCGCGCUGGGUGUUGGACUCUGCAAUAAUGGCUUCAUGCAUCAUGUCCUGGAGAAGAGUGAAUUCAAGGAUGAAUCCCUCUAUUUCCGCUUUUAUGCUGAUGAGGAGAUGGAGGGUACAAGCUCCAAGAGCAAGCAAUUGCGCAAUGACUUCAAACUCAUUGAAAACAUCCUAGCAAAAAGUCUGCUGAUUUUACCAGAAGAGGAUGACUAUGGGUUUGACAUAGAAGAGAAGAACAAAGCAAUUGUCGUGAAGUCGGUGCGGCGAGGAUCUCUUGCUGAGAUGGCUGGCCUGCAGAUAGGAAGGAAGAUUUACUCCAUUAACGAGGACUUGGUAUUCCUGCGCCCGUUUCCAGAGGUCGAGACCAUCUUAAACCAGUCUUUCUGCUCUCGGAAGCCACUUAGGCUACUGGUGGCCACUAAAACUAAAGAGAUUAUUAAGAUCCCAGACUGCCACGAAGCACUUUGCUUCCAGAUACGGGGAGCAGGGCCACCAUACGUCCAUGCUGUCGGCAGAGGUUCAGAGGCUGCAGCAGUAGGACUCCACCCAGGACAGUGUAUUUUGAAAGUUAAUGGGAAUAAUGUCAUGAAUCAAAGUUACAAGGAUGUUCUGGAGCACUUUACAGCAUACAGGAACAGGCAGGAGUCACUGGGACUGUACCAGUGGGUUUACAGAACACAUGAAGAUGCUGAAGAAGACAGGGCUCAGCAGUCAGCAGGUAGUGCAUAUGUGAAUGGCAGCCCCUUUGAGUCCACUAAGGGAGACCUCUUAUUGGAAGAGAGUGCAGAACUGGAUCCCCUUCAUAAAGGCCAUCAGGAAUCAGUCCUGACACCGUCGCCCCUCAGCUCUCCUUUGAUCUUCGGUGAAGACACACCCCUCAUUAGCCUGACUGUGGACAACACCCAUUUGGAGCAUGGGGUGGUGUACGAAUAUGUCAGCAGUGCAGGGAUCAAAUGCUUUGUCCUGGAGAAAAUUGUAGAGCCAAAGGGUUGUUUCGAUCUAACUGCAAAGAUUUUAGAGGCCUUUGCUGCAGAUGACAAUCAUUUUGUAAAGAACUGCAAGAGGCUCAUCUCCUUAAGCAAUGCAGUGGCUACCAUGCCCCAGUAUGAAUUCCGGCAGAUGUGUGACUUUAAGCUGGAAAGUAUCAGCCGAAGGUUCACCAGCUACCGAGAGUUUGCAGAUGAACUGAAAACAAAGGUGAGCCCAGCCUUCAAGCAAGCCAUCAUGGAGCCCCACCCCCUCAGCAGCAUGGACUUCUGCCCUACCAACUGCCACAUUAACCUCAUGGAGGUGUCAUACCCCAAAAACACUACCUCAGCAGGAAGGUCGUUCAGCAUUCGCAUUGGACGGAAGCCCUCUAUAAUUGGUCUUGAUCCAGAACAAGGUACCUUAAAUCCAGUCUUAUAUACUCAACACUGCAUCACCACCAUGGCUGCACCAUCGUGGAGAUGUGUCACCCCAGAAGAUGACGAUUUCUACCCCCAUGGACAAUGUGAUGGUGGUUUUGGCCAACAGAAUGGGGGAGCAAGCCAGGAGGAACGGGGACUCAGCUUUCUGCUGAAACAAGAAGACCGGGAGAUACAAGACUCUUACCUGCAGCUUUUUAACAGAUUGGACAUUGCAGUGAAGGAGAUGAAGCAAUAUGUUUUUCAGAUAAAUAAGCUUUUGUCCUCCAUAACAGAACCUACAGAAACUAGUGGAUGUGAACCUCCAUCCACUGAUGAGACAUCGCCGCCUUCUCUGGGGGCAGAGGAGAGUGACACCGACAAAGCUGAGCAUAGUGGCAUGAAGAAGGUUUGUUUCAAAGUUUCUGAGGAGGAUCAAGAAGACUCCGGACACGACACAAUGAGUUUCAGAGACUCCUACAGUGAGUGUAACAGUAAUCGGGACUCGGUGCUGUCCUACACCAGCGUACGGAGCAACAGCUCUUACCUCGGCAGCGAUGAGAUGGGAUCGGGUGACGAGCUUCCCAAUGACAUGAGGAUUCCUUCAGACAAACAGGACAAGCUGCAUGGUUGUCUUGAACAUCUUUUUAACCAGGUUGAUGCUAUCAAUGCACUCCUCAAAGGACCAGUGAUAACAAAGGCCUUUGAAGAAACCAGGCACUUUCCAAUGGAUCAUGGUUUGCAAGAGUUUAAACAGAAGGAAGAAACAACAAUGAAGUGUCGGAAUAAUAUCCAAGUCAGCAUCCAAGAAGAUCCCUGGAACCUUCCACAGUGCAUCAAGAACCUUGUUGAAACGAUACAAAAACAUGUGGAAGAUGGGAAGAAUCAACUGCUUCUGGCCUUGCUAAAAUGCACAGACACGGAGCUGCAGUUGCGACGAGAUGCCAUUUUCUGCCAGUCCCUCGUGGCUGCAAUUUGCACUUUCUCCGAGCAGCUGCUGGCUGCUCUCAACUACAGAUACAACAACAAUGGGGAGUAUGAGGAGAGCAGCAGGGAUGCCAGCAAGAAGUGGCUGGAGCAGAUAGCAGCCACUGGGGUUUUGCUCAACUACCAGUCCCUGCUGUCCCCCACAGUGAAAGAGGAGCGCACAAUGCUGGAAGACAUCCAGGUGACCCUGUCAGAGCUGGACAAGGUUGCCUUUUAUUUCAAGCAGCUGGAUGAAAGCCUUGUAGCAAAUACUCACAUCUUCUACCACAUUGAAGGAAGUCGGCAGGCUUUGAAGGUUAUCUUGUACCUUGACAGCUACUACUUCUCCAAACUGCCUUCCCGGUUCCAGAAUGGGGCAAGCUUGAAGCUACAUGCAGUGCUCUUUACAAGAGCUCUUGAAAGCCUGGAGAGCCAUUUACAACUAGGAGGCUUGUCUGUAGAAGAACUUCAGCAGCAGGUUAAUGGCACCUCACUUGAAAAAGUGCAACAGUACUACCGUAAACUCAGGACAUUUUACCUUGAGAGAUCCAAUCUGCCCACUGAUUCCAAUACUACGGCAGUGAAAAUUGACCAGCUUAUUCGCCCCAUUAAUGCAAUGGAUGAGCUUUGCAGACUGAUGAAGUCUUUUAUAAGCACAAAACCCACCCAACCAGGAUAUUCCAGCAGUAAUGUAUCAGGAGCUGGUCUGCUGCCUAUAUCCUCAGAGCUCUGCUAUCGGCUUGGAGCAUGUCAGAUUACCAUGUGUGGCACAGGGAUGCAGAGGAGUACAUUGAACGUGUCCCUGGAACAAGCAGUCAUACUGGCUAGAAGCCAUGGACUUUUACCCAAGUGCAUCAUGCAGGCUACAGACAUCAUGAGAAAGCAAGGACCAAGGGUUGAAAUCUCUGCUAAAAACCUCAAAGUGAUGGAUCAGAUGCCGCCAUCAGCACCCAGGCUCUACAGGCUGUGCCAGCCACCUGUAGAUGGGGAUUUAUAAGAAUGAAAAGACACCCACAUCCUGGAGUCAUUGAAGUAUUCAGCAGAGCGCAACCCUGCCUGCAAAUCCAUGACAGCUGACACUGGUGGCACUGACUCAAGAGACAGGGAGAUGGUGCUGGGUGUCUUGCCCUUUUGGUAAAGAGAGAUGAACGCCUGGACCUGUACAUGAAGAAACUGCAUUUCUACUCCUGCAGGAUCCAGGCAGGGAUUCUGAUGGUUCCUGGGCUUGUUGGAGAAGUUCUCAAAAUAAAACCUCCUAGAGCUGAGUCGGAAGAACUCCCUUCUGCCAGAUGCCUAGCAAGUUGGCAGUUACAUGUCAAGGAACUGCAACUUUACUAAUGACUUGGUUGUGCUGCUGGCUGAACGUUGUGAACUUCAAGUUACAGAUCAGUGGAAAAAACAAUCCAAGACAGAGAGCAUCUGUCCACUCAAUAAUGCAUCUGGCAUCCAUUUAAUUGCCAGCAUAAUUUUGGUCAGUGGCCUUGAGUAACAGCAUCACAGAUACCACUUUUUAAUAUCCUGACCUGCACGUUUGAACAAUGAAUAGCACAAGUCUGGUUUAUUCAAAUGUGAACAUAAAAUAUUUCUUCUGGAGUCAUUUUCCAUUUCGUCCCAGUAAGAACCACUCUCUCUAUGCUGCCGAGUAUACAUUCCAUAAUACUUCUUUAACAUGUACUUCCUUUAACUUACUGCAGCUUUCAGGUUUGGGCUUAACACUUUUUCUUACUAAUGAUCAAUGAUGUAUUCUGGAAAUACAGUAAUAUUUUACAGGUGAGAUGGGAAAUGAAGGAUUUUAAAGGAAACAUUACAAAGGAAAAAAAUGCUGUCUUAUAAUCUGAUUAUUUGAACAGAUGUAGUUUUUAAAACCAGGUCAGAAAACUAUACUUAUUUAUGUGGAGUGGAAUAUGUUUUGGUACAUGUUAUUAUACAUACAAGAUUUAAAUAAAAAAUAUAUUGUUUAAAAUGGGACCAUUAUGCUGGCAAUUAUACAGCCCAUCCUAGUUUACUGGAAAAAAAAAUCUACAUUAUUUAAUGUCUUUCAUUAUUUAAGUAGUCUUUAAUAUAGCUAAGAUGUUUUAGGAAAUCUUGUAAGUUAAAAGAAAAAAAAAAAAAGGAAUUGUGUAUAUAAUGAACUUUAUUUUUUUCUAUUUCAAAAAUGGUCUCCAGUCUCUCAGUAUUAUCAUUUGUGCAGUAAUUUUCUACAAACUACUGGCUGAAACUAAUCGGAAAUAUCAGUGGUCUCAGGCCAGAAAAAAUGGUUUUUUUGGGUGUGAGUGCCUUAAUACGAUUCACCAUUGCUAACCACUUUCUAUAGAGGAGAGACCUAACAUUCCUCUCGCUCACUAUAAAGCAACCCCAGUCUGAUAUAGAACAACUGAACGUUGGGAAAGUCCAGAAGCCGUCUAAAGCGAGGUGUGUUCUAUGAAAAAGAAGGGUUUUUGUAAUAGUAGUAGUAGUUGUAGUAGUAUUUGUGGGGUUUUCCUUUUUCCAAGCAGGGCAUUAAUGGACUUACAAGUAUUCAAUUAAACAAAUCAAUCCAGCCCAAGUAUUAGGCCUCCCACCAGGCUAUGAAACUGUUUUUAAAUUUGAUUUCUAUAAAUUAAACCACAAAACAGUGAUCAUGAGAUUAGGGGGGAAGGGUUGUUUUAAGCUGCCGGAAUUCUUAAAAUGGUUUAUCAUUUGUGUUUCCGUCCCCCUUGGAUCAAAAUAAUUCGUUUGCGAGAGGAAGACCUUUUGUUUGUCUUCUUUACUUGUAACUACUUCUUCUGAUGCACACGAAUAGCACAGGUUUGUGGAAGUCCCAAGUCUGAGACACAGGGGUUCAUUAUUGUAGCAUCCAUUUUGCACUACAGUCAGAUCAGCAAGAAGAGUAUUUCAGAGGGCGUGUUGUACUUCUUGGCAAUCGUGGACAAGCUAAUUUUGCCAUGUGAGGUGGAAAAAAGUGCUGUUUCCUUACAAAACUAGCAACUUAAAAGGAAAGGCUAAUAGACGCACUCGGUAAAUAGAAAAAAAAGCACGAGCUGGGAUCCUCAUAAUGUAAAACAGCAUAACACUCUACUGACUUCAGUGAAGCUGUGCCAAUACGUACUGCCAGCUGAGGCACCUGACCCACAUUUUUUCAGUCCUACACACAUUAAGGUGCAUAGAGGAUGAUCUGAGGGCAUUUACACCGUGCACUGUUUUACAUAGAAAUGUAUAUUGUAUUCUCAUUGCAGACAUGGUAGAACUUUUAUUAUUAAAGUGUACUUUAUAUUACAAGAGGA